Messenger RNA from Lottia gigantea (owl limpet), 483 nucleotides. RefSeq lists its product as hypothetical. The record is from RefSeq and is a predicted model, not a curated record. Gene Ontology annotation, cellular component: endoplasmic reticulum; Golgi apparatus. Gene Ontology annotation, biological process: peptidyl-L-cysteine S-palmitoylation; protein targeting to membrane. Lineage: Eukaryota; Metazoa; Mollusca; Gastropoda; Lottiidae. The transcript is spliced from 3 exons. The coding region runs from base 1 to 483 and encodes 160 amino acids. Gene Ontology annotation, molecular function: protein-cysteine S-palmitoyltransferase activity.
AUGGCUCCAGAAGUUCAUGUCUAUCAUGAAAACAGCAGGAAAAAUGGCUGGUCUUUACCUCCACAUCCUCUACAAUUCGUAGCCUGGAUUGUGGUUUUAUAUUUUAUACUGAUAUAUUUUACAACAUUAGUUCCAGCCUUAAUAUCAGAAUGGCAACCAGCAGCAUAUAUCAUCAAUGCUUUAGGCUGUGCAGUACAUAUAAUCAGCCAUUUUGUAGCAGCAACCAUCAAUCCAGCAGAUCCUGCUGUAUUAAAGAAGAUAACUGAUGGACCUACAGGAAAGUUUGAUAGAAAGAAACAUCCCCAUGUGAUAGAGAACCAGUACUGUUAUUUAUGUGAAGUACAUGUGGGCCCGAAGUCCAAACAUUGCAGUGGAUGUAAUAAAUGUAUUGGAGGUUUUGAUCAUCAUUGUAAAUGGUUAAAUAAUUGUGUAGGAAGUCGAAACUAUAGGUUAGUUAACUUAUUCUGCAGGGAUUUGAAGUGA